AAAAUGUUUCCAUAAAAUUUUCAUAUUUGUUUGUACACUAGUUACUGAUCUUUUAUCAUAUGAUUUACUGUUGUCAUAUUGCUAAUUAUUUAUUAAUGCAAGUGCUGCUAAAACCUGUUCUUGUGACAAUGAUAUGUGGUCUUUGUUUUUUGUUUUCAGCUAUAGGUAAGCAUGCCAUUUCACAUAUGUCGUUUUGUGGGAGGGGUAGUCUCAGUAACUCAUAUAUUUUGUUUCUAAAAUUAGAGAUUCAAAAAUAUUUUUUAUCAUGAUGGAGCUCAACAUAGGCUUCAAUUCCACAUCUAACAGCACUUCCGUGGGUUCAGAGAAGAUCGCUCCUGCUGUAGUUCUGGGUUUGUGCUGUUUGGUUGGUUUGCCAAGCAACAUUGCGGUAAUACUCAUCAUUGCUCGUGAGUGGAACAGAAACCUGAGCUUUAUCUUAAAACUAAUGCUAAACCUUGCGGUCUCUGAUGCUUUGACCCUUUGCUUGGCUCCUUUUGUGCUGUAUGGAAUACUGUUUGGAUGGAAACUCGGUCUUUGGUUUUGUAAGUUCCUGUUUUUUUUGGGUCACUGGAGUCUGUAUGUUGGUGUCCUGACGGUCACCUCCAUGAGCAUCCACCGCUAUCACAAUGUCAUCAAGUCAAGAGUCACUAACAGAAUGAUACUGCAAAGACUUGAAAGACGGCACAGGCGCCUUCAGCUGAUUGGCAUCUGGUUUCUAGCUUUUGCUUUUUCCCUACCAGUAUUUUUUACCCAAGGACUAGAAGACAAGAAUGGACUGCAAAGAUGUCAGAGGGAAAUUAAGUCACAGUCUGUAGAAGUGACUGUUUUGCUUUUUGAGAUCCUGUUGGGAUUUGUCAUUCCAUUUGUGACAAUGUUGACAUGUUAUCUAUGGUUGGACAAAGGGUUGAGACAAAAAGCCAAGAGCUCCAGUCUAACUAGAGCUCCACAGGACCAGGAACCCAGAAACCAGGGGACAAACGUUAGGACUUACAAGAAGAGACUUGUGAUCAGCAUUGUUGUGGCUUUCUUUCUGUUUUGGACUCCUGUGCACAUUAUCAAUGUGAUUGAUAUAGUCAAAACUCUGACUAAAACAUCUCAUCCAGAUGUUUUUUCUCAACUGAAGUCUUUCCGCCAAGUAUAUGGUGAUACAAGCAAGACUCUGGCUUUGCUAAACUGCUGUCUGAAUCCUUUUCUCUAUGCCAUCUCUUCAGCGAAUCUUAUGAAAUAUUUCAGUAAGAGAUAAUUCAAAAUUUAUGAUUCAAUAAUUUAUUUUCAGUCAAAUAUACA
Messenger RNA from Carassius carassius (crucian carp), 1287 nucleotides. RefSeq names its product leukotriene B4 receptor 1-like. Gene Ontology annotation, cellular component: membrane. Gene Ontology annotation, biological process: immune response; G protein-coupled receptor signaling pathway. Gene Ontology annotation, molecular function: G protein-coupled receptor activity. The record is from RefSeq and is a predicted model, not a curated record. Lineage: Eukaryota; Metazoa; Chordata; Actinopteri; Cypriniformes; Cyprinidae. Bases 266 to 1243 code for a protein of 325 amino acids. The transcript has a single exon.